This is a messenger RNA of Homalodisca vitripennis (glassy-winged sharpshooter), 1236 nucleotides long. Its product is annotated as alpha-tocopherol transfer protein-like. Gene Ontology annotation, molecular function: phosphatidylinositol bisphosphate binding. The coding region runs from base 152 to 934 and encodes 260 amino acids. The transcript has 8 exons. Gene Ontology annotation, cellular component: membrane. The record is from RefSeq and is a predicted model, not a curated record. Lineage: Eukaryota; Metazoa; Arthropoda; Insecta; Hemiptera; Cicadellidae.
AGACCUCCACCUCGUUGCGUUCUCUCCUCUCUUUGACUACACCAUUUCUCCUCUCAGUCCUGACAUAAGCGCGCUGGUCUCUAACAUCCUCAUCGCAUAGCAGGUUUUGUUCGUGCGCCUAAGAUUCUUGGACUUUUCCUACUUUAAGAAGAUGGGUGAUCAUAUCAAGCUAAGACCUGAAGACCUUGCUCAUAUCCGGGAUUGGGUUCAGAAACAAUCCCACCUUCCUACAGGAAUUCCAGAUGACCAACUAAAACUAUUCAUGCACAGCUGUUACUAUAAGCUUGAGAACACUAAAAGGGCAAUAGAGACCUACUACACCAUGAAGAGUAGUGUUCCUGAAUUCUUCGAUAACAGAUCCUUAGGCUGUCCUGGCAUCAAACACAUCCUUAAUGUUUGCCGGAUGUGUAUGUUGCCAAAGACCACUCAACGAGGAUACUACGUUUUGUUUGCAAAGCUCCACAUAACAGAGCCAGCCCAGUUCCAUCUUGACGAUGCUAUCAAGCUGCUGUUCAUGGUGAUAGAUACUCACCUCCGUUCUCACAGUACUGCCUCUGGGAUGGUCUUCCUCUUCGACAUGCAAGGAGUCACCCUCAGUCAUCUAACUAGGAUAAACCUAUCCUCUGUCAGGAAGUACUUUGUCUAUGUACAGGAAGCAAUGCCAGUUCGUCUCAAGUCAAUUCAUAUUAUCAACGUAAACCCCGUGAUGACACACAUAAUGUCAAUAAUAAGGCCAUUCAUUCACAAACAGCACUUUCAAUAUAUCCACCUGCACAGCCCUGAAGAAGUAAAGGACCUUUAUGAGUUUGUGCCAAGAGAAAUCCUUCCGAAGGAUUAUCAAGGAGAAGAAGCUUCUUUGGAGACCCUAACAAAAAAAAAACAACAGAGGAGAUCCGUACGAAUGCAGACUGGUUCAAACAAGACGAGAAAUUAAGGAAUGAUGAAUCGAAGCGUCAGGGAAAAACAGAAGACACCUUCAGCAUCCAAGGGUCCUUCAAGAAACUGGACAUUGAUUAAAAUUAUAAAUAUUAAAAAAAAAAAAACCACUCCAUAAUAGCAAAACUUUCCAGAAUUGGUAAUUUCAAGGAAAAAUGUAAACUAUACGAAUAAUGUUACAAGUAAUUUAAGCUUGAAAAAUGUAUCUGACUUUUUGAGCAGAGAGCAUCUAUAUAACUAUACUUGGUUACUGUAAUAAUAAUAUUAGUAUUAGAAAAUAAAUAUUUUUAGUUUUUAUAA